UCUCCUGCCUCUCUGCCUCAGCCAACCCGGGCUGUGCCGAGCUGCUCCCUGCGGGAUCAGAGCGCUCCCCCGCCGGGACCCUUCUCUCACAUCCCCCUGCUGGGACGCGGCUACAUUUCCAGCCAAGCACUGCCUGCCUUGGCUUUAUUAUGUGUGUCUGCGCCGCAGCCCCGCCAGCAGAGGCAGGCAGAGGAGGAGGAGGGAGACUGGUAGCCAGAGUCAGGACAAAGAAAAAGCAGGGAGACAGAGGCUAGCGAAGGGUUAGAUUGGUAGAAAUAUUAGGCUGCUAUUAAUACCGCCGGUGGGGCAUUGAGAAAUAUUAACAAAAAAAGAAAGCGUGGGUAGUAAAAGCAAGUAUUCCCCUCGGGGUGGAGAUGCAGGGGAAGAGCGCAAUGUCCAUGCAUUGCCACCAGACCACCACUGCCUAGUGUAGAAUAGCGGGACGGAACACUGGUCGGUUCGGGUCGGUGCCGCUCUCCUGGAGGGAAAAGAAAAACAAAAAACAGACUGAAAUAGUUUCGAUAAACUAAAUAAGCCCCGGCGAAGACGCGAGGAGCGCGCGCAGAGGGGGGAGAAGAGGAAGAAGAGGAAGAAGAGGAAGAAGAAGAAGCCACGUUUUCGUUUUGAAAGCAAUUUCCCAGAACAUUCUCGGUCGCCUCUCAUCACCUGGACCCUCGCGCACCGCCGUGGCACCUCCGCCUCGCGCGCUCGGACGGUGCCCGCUGUCACUUCUUCUCCUCCUCGACACCGCGCGGGACCUGCUCAGGUGUUUGCCGCGCGCGUGGCUGGCAGCUCGCGACCCCGGUCCGCCACUAACGCGCUGGCUGCAGGAGUCGGAGCGGCACGAGUGAAGCAAGCAAAAAAAAAAAAAAAAAGCGGAGAGAAGAGGAGAAGAGGAGAAGAGGAGAAGAACACCCCCCCCCAAACAUAAAAAACAAAAAAAGAAGAAACAAGAAAAGAAAAGAGAGCGAGGCGUCGCGACAACGGAGAGGAAGGGAAUACCAACCGGGAAGUUGUUGCCGUUUUAUUCUACAGGUUGCGCGACCGUUGGAGAAGAAUAACGCACCGGAGGAGCCGAGCGUCGCCUCCGAGCCCGCUUCACUCCCGGUGUGUUCGGGUUUGCUGUCGCCGGACUAACGGCCGCUUUCCCCCCCCCACUCAGAGACUGAAGCUGCCGCAUUGCAACAGGCGAAGAAGCAGCAGCGAAGUGGUGGUGGAGGAGGAGGACAGAUAAAACCCGACCGUGUCCGCCGCCUGUAUGGUUAGCUGAAAACACGGAACGGAACAAAAAAAACAAAAACAAUUAGAGAAAUAAAGAUUAAAGAAAAAACUAACACACACACACACAAACAACAACAACAACAGUUCGACAACCAGAGAUGUCCAGACGGAAACAGGCCAAACCGCGCUCCGUUAAAGCGGUAGAAGAAGGGGAGUCUUCAGAGUGUGGAGGGACCUGGGAUGAAUCAACUGUCCAGACAGAAGUCCCGGCGUCUGACAGAGAGGUAGAGCACAAAGACGGUCACGGGGCGGGUGCUGAGGAUGGAGAGCAUGAGGAGCACGAUGACCGCGAUGACCGAGAUCACGACGACGAUCUAGAUGACGAGUCCAUCUUCACCUGUGACAACUGUCAGCAGGACUUCGACUGUCUGGCUGAGCUCACUGAACACAGAACCAACCACUGCCCAGCAGAUGGCGAUGAUGACCCAGCAGGGCUGUCCUGGGUGCCUUCCUCGCCCUCCAGUAAAGAUGUGGCAUCGCCCUCACAGAUGCCCGAUGGCUGCUGUGACCUUGGCAUGGCCACCGGCGGCGAGGAGGAAGGAGGCGCUGGUCUGCCGUACCCCUGCCAGUUCUGUGACAAGUCCUUCAGCCGUCUGAGCUACCUGAAGCGCCAUGAGCAGAUCCACAGCGACAAGCUGCCUUUCAAGUGUACCUUCUGCAGCCGCCUGUUUAAACACAAGAGGAGCAGAGACCGCCACGUCAAACUCCACACAGGAGAUAAGAAGUAUAGUUGUCAGGAGUGUGAAGCUGCAUUCUCCCGCUCUGAUCACCUGAAGAUCCAUCUGAAAACACACAGCUCCAGCAAACCGUUUAAGUGCAGUGUGUGUAAGCGUGGCUUCUCCUCCACCUCUUCACUGCAGAGCCACAUGCAGGCUCACCGCAAGAACCGAGAGCACCUUGCACUGAGGAGUGAGAGGGAUGGGGGAAAGAAGGGAGUUGGAGGAGACGGUGACCUGGAGCAGGACCUGUAUAUGUGUGAUUACUGCGAGGAGACGUUCAGCCACACGGACGAGCUAGAGAAACAUGUCCUGACCAGACACCCGCAGCUGUCUGACCGAGCCGACUUGCAAUGCAUCCACUGUCCUGAGAUCUUUCUAGACGAGGCCUCUCUCCUCACGCAUAUUGAAACUCAGCAUGCCAACCGCAAGCACAAAUGUCCUGUGUGCUCAGAACAGUUCCCAUCAGUGGAGGAUGUCUACUGCCACCUAGACAGCCAUCGCCAGCCUGACUCCUCCAAUCACAGCGCCGCCAGUCCUGACCCUGCACUGGGCAGUGUGGCCUCAAUGAGCUCGGCUACUCCCGACUCUAGCGCCAGCCUGGAGAGAGGCUCCACGCCGGACUCUACUCUAAAGCCCAGUCAGGUCAUCGAACGAGGCCGCAGAAGAGGCACAGACACUGUGGAAGAGAUUGCGAUCAGCCUCGGUCAUCAAGGCGGAGUUGGUGGAGGGAACUGGGGCAAAUUGACGUACUCUUGCCCUUACUGCUCGAAGAGAGACUUUCACAGCCUGGCGGUGUUGGAGAUCCACUUAAAGACCAUCCAUGCGGAUAAGCCGCAGCAGAACCAUACAUGUCAUCUCUGCCUGGACACUCUGCCAACGCUCUACAACCUCAACGAACAUGUGCGCAAAGCUCACCGUGGCAGUGGAGGAACCCUAGGCGCAGCAGCAGCUUUUCCCCUGCUGCAGUUCACUAAUGUUACAGCCUUCCACUGUAACUACUGCCCAGAAAUGUUUGGAGACAUCAACUCUCUGCAGGAACACAUCAGAGUGUCACACUGCCUGCCUGGCGGGAUUGUGGCGGGGUCCACCACAUUAGAAGGGAACCAUGCCUUCUUCUGCAACCAGUGCUCCAUGGGAUUCUUGACGGAGUCUUCGCUGACAGAACACAUUCAGCAGACGCACUGCACCUCCGUCGGAGGGGGCUCGGCUGCGUCUGGAGGAGGGGUGGCCAAACUGGAGUCUCCUGUACUACAGGCUGCAUCUCAGUCCUUCAUGGAGGUUUACUCCUGCCCUUACUGCACCAAUUCUCCUAUCUUCGGCUCACUCCUCAAGCUCACCAAGCACAUAAAGGAGAACCACAAGAACAUCCCGUUGGCUAACAACAAACGGCAGGCAAAGGUUGCCGACCUAAGCCCCGCCUCCUCCGAUGUAGAGAUCUCCUCCCCAAAACGCCACAGACUGGGAGGGGACUCCACCCCUUCCAUGGGGAGCAAUGGGGACUACCCGUGCAACCAAUGUGACCUGCGAUUCGCCAGCUUUGAGGGUUUUCAGACCCACCUAAAGUCACACCUGGAGAUGCUGCUGAGGCGCCAGUCCUGCCCCCAGUGCAACAAGGAGGACUUUGAAUCCCAGGAGGCAUUGCUUCAACACCUGACGGUGCACUACACCACCACGUCCACCCAGUAUGUGUGUGAGAGCUGCGAUAAGCAGUUCUCCUCGGUAGAUGACCUGCAGAAACACCUGCUGGACAUGCACACGUUUGUCCUGUACCACUGCACUCUCUGCCAGGAGGUCUUUGACUCCAAGGUCUCCAUACAGGUGCAUUUGGCGGUGAAGCAUAGCAAUGAGAAGAAGCUGUUUCGCUGCACAGCCUGUGCCUGGGACUUCAGGAAGGAGACGGAUCUUCAGCUCCAUGUUAAGCAUAACCACCUGGGCCAGAGGUCAGGCCUCCCAGGAGGGCUCGGAGCAGGACUUAAGCCCCGGAAGUGCAUCUUCUGUGGAGAGACGUUUGGAACAGAGGUGGAGCUCCAGUGCCACAUCACCACGCACAGCAAGAAGUUCACAUGUCGCUUCUGCGGCAAAGCUUUCCACGCCAUCUCACUGCUGGAGAGACACCUGAGGGAGAAGCACUGCGUGUUCGAUGGCGGCAACAUCACUGGCAACGGAGGGGGUACAGGGAGCAGCGGGAGUCAGAACGGGACGCCCAAUGGGCUCGCGCAGUCCUCCAAGCGAGGAGGAGGAGGAAGUGGUGGCAACGGAGGUGCAGGAGUCGUCGAAAGAGCAACUGUGGCGGCUGCUGAACAGGCCGACCUGCAGAACAUGUUGCUGAAGAGCGGGGGAGGAGCCGGCCAGGGAGGAGACACUGCCAACAGCCAUGAGGCUAGCGGGGGUGAGGAGGAGCUGGACAACUCGGAACCCAUGUAUGCCUGUGAUAUCUGCGGAGCGGCCUACACCAUGGAGUCGCUUCUGCAGAACCACCGGCUGCGUGACCACAACAUCCGACCGGGAGAAGACGACGCCUGUUCUCGAAAGAAGAAGGCAGAUUUCAUCAAGGGGAACCACAAGUGCAAUGUGUGCUCCAGAACAUUCUUCUCUGAGAGCGGGCUUCGUGAGCACGCUCAGACGCAUCGUGGCCCUGCCAAACACUACAUGUGUCCCAUAUGUGGCGAGCGUUUCCCCUCUCUGCUAACCCUCACUGAACACAAGGUGACCCACAGUAAGAGCCUGGACACAGGAACUUGUCGAAUCUGUAAGAUGCCCCUUCAGAGCGAGGAGGAGUUUAUAGAGCAUUGCCAGAUGCACCCUGACCUCCGCAACUCCCUCACCGGCUUCCGCUGCGUCGUCUGCAUGCAGACCGUCACCUCCACCCUGGAGCUGAAGAUCCACGGCACCUUCCACAUGCAGAAGCUUUCCACCGGUUCUGGACUUGGAGGAGCUGUAGCGGGAGGCGGGAAUGGAGUAGGAGGAGGAGGAGGGAACGGCUCAGCCUCUUCAUCCCCUAACGGGCAGCUGCAGCAGCAUAAGCUGUAUAAAUGCGCCUUCUGCCUAAAGGAGUUCAAGAACAAAGGGGAGCUGGUGAAGCUGGAUGUCAACGGCCUGCCUUAUGGGCUCUGUGCUGGCUGCAUGAACAGGGGCACGAAUGGCCAGAGCCCCAACCAGGGAGGAGCUGCCACGCCCGGGGACACGCAGGGAGAGAAGGCCAUGGCCGGGCUGAGGUGUCCAGAGUGCGGGGUGAAGUUUGAAAGCCUGGAGGACUUGGAGAGUCACGUCCAGACAGAUCACCCCGAGGUCAGCCCUGAAACCAGUGCAGCAGGAAAGAAAGCAGAGGCCUCACCUGCACCUAAGAAAAAGACCUACCAGUGUAUUAAAUGCCAAAUGACCUUCGAGACAGAAAGGGAGAUCCAGAUUCAUGUCGCCAAUCACAUGAUCGAAGAGCCCACCUGUCGGAAAGAGGAGGGCAUCAAUCACGAGUGCAAGCUGUGUAACCAGAUGUUUGAUUCACCUGCCAAGCUGCUUUGCCACCUGAUAGAGCACAGCUUUGAAGGCAUGGGAGGUACCUUCAAGUGUCCCGUCUGCUUCACAGUGUUUGUGCAGGCCAACAAGCUCCAGCAGCACAUUUUUGCCGUCCACGGCCAAGAAGACAAGAUCUACGACUGUUCCCAGUGUCCGCAGAAGUUCUUCUUUCAGACAGAACUACAGAACCACACACUGAGUCAGCACGCGCAGUGAGACCGAGGCCCGGCAGGAUCUCUCGGCUCAGCCGGGGCCCCCGACCCGGAGCCGGCAGGGGACUCCCAUCUCCACAUCACAGCCAAUCAAAGUGUCAUUUGCUACUCACAUGUAAAACUCUAACGAUCGCGCCACUGGGCGCGGCUAUUAGGAGCAGCGGGGGAAAGGAAUAUUAAUGGGAUAUGCUAUUAAAUAAAGAAAGGAAAAAGUGGGUGAGAGAAACGGUAAGAGCUAGAUGAAGGAAAGAGAGAAGUGAAAAAAGGUAUUGUACGUGCAGUAUUUUUUAUUGUCCCUGCCGACCCCCCCACCCCCCACCAGCUUCUUCCCCUCCCUUUCUCCUUCCCUCUCCUCCCACCCAUUGCUCCCCAGGUCAGGCAUUUUAUUUUUUUUAACAAAUAGAAAAGAAAAAAAAGCAAGAAAACACCCUUUGUUUUGGGAUUUUUUUAAUAGAUUGUAGGAAAAAGCUUCACUUUCUCGUCCCCUCAGUUGCUUAUUGUAUUGAACUUCAUAGGUGCCAAUUUCUUUGAUUUUUCUUUCUGCCAUAUGCGCUUAUUUUUUUCGUUUUAAUUUUUGUACCUUUCAUUUCUCGCCGUAGGUACUCGUGCUGUGUUGUGGUUGUUUGUUUGCCAGUCGUAAUAUUCCUGAGUUUUUUCCCCCAACUCUCCUUUUUAUGAUUAUUGUUAUAUAUUUUUUUCCUUUUUGUAAUUACUAUUAAAAAAAGACAUCAAACAAAAUAAAGUGCAGAAAACCAUACAGAUGUUUCUUUUGUUUUGGAUUGGGUUUUCCAGUCUCUAUGGGGCCUAUAAUGGUUAUUGUAAAAAUGAAUAUCAUCGAUUUCAGUGCGUCUGGUCAAUGACUGCUUUUUAAAUGUGAAUUAACCAGAUUGCAAUAAUCUAGUACAGACAAAAAAGAUAAAACAAAUAAAUAAAUGACAAAUAAAGAA
Molecule: messenger RNA, 6672 nt
Organism: Dicentrarchus labrax (European seabass)
Lineage: Eukaryota; Metazoa; Chordata; Actinopteri; Moronidae
Gene: znf423
Product: zinc finger protein 423
Exons: 22
Coding region: 1380-5729 (1449 amino acids)
Biological process (GO): regulation of transcription by RNA polymerase II
Cellular component (GO): nucleus
Molecular function (GO): DNA-binding transcription factor activity, RNA polymerase II-specific; RNA polymerase II transcription regulatory region sequence-specific DNA binding
Source: RefSeq, a predicted model, not a curated record